Yarrowia lipolytica CLIB122 is the source of this 1032-nucleotide messenger RNA. RefSeq lists its product as uncharacterized. The record is from RefSeq and is a predicted model, not a curated record. Lineage: Eukaryota; Fungi; Ascomycota; Dipodascomycetes; Dipodascales.
AUGAGAGCAGUGCUAGCGCUGGCAGCGGUGGCGACGUUGGCAGGUGCAGACACGUUGACGGUUUCCACCUUCCACUCGUCGCACGAUUCGCAUGGAACACAAAACCACACUUCAACCACGGUGCACACCAGCCGCCCGGUGAUGCAGACAUACACGGUCUCGUUGGACAAGACCACAUUCACCACGGUGUUCAACUACUCGGCCCUCGCCACCGUCGUGCAUAACAAUAUGUCGCAGGGCGGCGACCACAAAAAGGAGGGCAAGCAACACAAUUCCACCAUGGUGUUGGUCAAGCUGCCGGGCACCAACGUGACGGGAACAGACCCGGACAAUGACGGCGACGUGGACUCAUGGUCCGACGACGGCGACGAAGAUUCAGGCUCGUCGCGCAACCUCAAGUACCUAUGGCUCUUCUUCCUGCUGUUGCCUCUGGCCCUCGUAUGCAUCGUCAUCUUUGCGUGUGUCAGGCGCCGCAGGACCAAUGAGCGCCGCCUGCGACGGGCGUCGCUACGCAACCAGGCAUUGCGCCUGGAUCUCGGCUCGCAGAACAUGACUGAGCCAAGUCAGGACAUUUGGUACUCGGCGUUCUCGUUCCGCCACAGACAACGCAACAGACAACCGUCACGGGAGCAAAACGAGGACGAGGACAGAGACGAACCACUGCCGCUCUACGACGGCCACGACUCAUCACCAUCACCAGAGAUGCGUCAGAGCACGCCUCCAGUGUACGAUGAGGUGGUGGGCGACUCCAGCCCCGAUGCCGCACACCGGAGAGAGUCGUUUGAGCUGCCGCGGCAGUCAUACGAGCUGUCACGCCAAAUGACGAAUCCUCGGGUGUCGCGAGAACUUCGGCGGCUUUCAGAACAGCGGCAGAGACCACCAAACCAAAACAAGCAUCCACAACGACUAUCCAAGGGUCCCUCCAUGCACUCGAAAGAGGUGACGGAGGAGGACGAAACGGACAUUGAUUAUGAGCGGGGCUCAGACGAGGACUAUUACAUUGAAGGCGAUAUAGCGCGCCAGAGAGUCUGA